UUCUAGAGAGAGAAAGAAAGAAGAUGGAAAAGGAAACAAUAGAAUACAGUAUUACGAAAUCGAGCAAAGAUAGAGUAGUAUGUUGCAUUGGAGACAUCCAUGGAUACAUAACAAAGCUUCAAAACCUCUGGUUCAAUCUCCAAACCCUAAUCAAAUCUCCCGAUUUCGACACCGCUCUCAUCAUCUUCCUCGGUGAUUAUUGCGAUCGAGGUCCCGAUACUCGUCAAGUCAUCGAUUUCCUAAUCUCCCUCCCUUCCAAAUAUCCUAAUCAAUCCCAUGUCUUCCUCUGCGGUAACCAUGACCUCGCUUUCGCCGCUUUCCUUGGUGUUCUCCCCCCGCCGCCAGAUGGGUCUCAAUUCUCAGAGACGUGGGCGGCGUAUGCCUCGAACGAGGACAGAGAAGGUUGGUAUAGAGAUGAGGGUUAUGAGAAUAUGCAUUUGCAGGGAAGGAGAUGGGCUGGGAAGAUUAAGACUAAAAUCAACCUUGUUAAGAAAACUGUAUAUCUGGGUUCCAUUUAUGAUGCAGGGACUACAUUUGAAUCUUAUGGAGUUCCUCAUGGAUCUGCUGAUUUGAUCAAGGCUGUUCCUGAGACACACAAGAAGUUUCUUGCUGAUCUUGUUUGGAUCCAUGAAGAGGAUGAUGUAGGUAUAGAAACCGAGGAAGGAACAAUAAAGCAUUGUAAACUGAUCGCUGUGCACGCUGGCUUGGAGGACGGGAAAGGCGUUGAGGAGCAGUUGACACUUUUGAAAGCUAGAGACACUAGUGUGCCCAAAGUUGAAGCUCUAAGUGGGAGGAAAAGUGUUUGGGAUACUCCAAAGGAACUAACUGAGAAGCUGCAAACCAUAGUCGUAAGUGGUCACCAUGGGAAACUUUAUAUCGACGGGCUCAGACUUAUCAUCGAUGAAAGUGGUGGGCUGCCUGAUAAUCCAAUAGCCGCUAUUGUGCUACCAUCCAAGAAAAUUGUUCGAGAUAUUGAUACUGAUCUAUUUGGGAAGAAUUAGUUCAUUUUGUUUGAAGGUUUGACAGGUUUACCCUGUUUUAUUUUUAAAUCUAAUCUUAUAAACAUGAAUAAGAAAUCUGAUUUAUUGCAAUAUAUACAUACAUUCAUGUAUUAUCUAUUUUUGUAACC
Molecule: messenger RNA, 1129 nt
Organism: Impatiens glandulifera
Lineage: Eukaryota; Viridiplantae; Streptophyta; Magnoliopsida; Ericales; Balsaminaceae
Product: tyrosine-protein phosphatase RLPH2-like
Exons: 4
Coding region: 24-1001 (325 amino acids)
Molecular function (GO): hydrolase activity
Source: RefSeq, a predicted model, not a curated record